UGCCGGGACAAAAACACUGCAUUCCCUCUAAAACACCAGGGGUUAAUUAUGCCAAAGACACGCUUUUAACACUCGUUACUGACAACUGCCGAAAGGUCUUUGCGAACUCUGGCAGCAUGGCGCAGCGCUACAGUGGGUUAGAUAGAUUUGUCUUCUGAGGGUGUAACACGGAUUUUUUGUUCAGCUGUUUGGAUUUGGAUUUUUUCCCCAGAAAGCGAACGCGACGCUUUAAAGCGCACAUUACAAGGAAGAAAAUGUUAUGAAGGAUUUUUAAAUAACUGAAAAAGUUAUUAUUCUGAACAUUUCUCUGACUGCCUAAUAAUGCAUCUGAACAUCUGUACAGUACUAUUUAUUAUAAUUAACGGAAAUGUGGUAUUAUCUCACCAAGGAAGGAAUCUACAGCCUUAUAUGCCAAAUGUGUGUAUGGAGCGUGAAGUGAUGCUAGUGGCCCAGAGGCAGCCCUGUGUCCAAGCCUUCACACGAAUGGUCAAGGUGUGGAAACAGGGCUGUGCUGGACAGAGCCGCUGUCUGGGCUAUGAAAGGAGGACUGCCUAUUACACGGCUUACAGGCAGGUGUACAGACAGGACUACCAGACUGUAUAUAAGUGCUGCCCAGGCUGGUCUCAGCUGAAUGGGGAGGCGGGCUGUCUGUACCCGGUCUGCAGCUAUGGUGUGUGUUUCAAUGGAGGACAAUGUGGACAAAGCUCCUCCCAGCUCUGCGACUGCCCUCCUGGCUUCAAUGGGCCCAGCUGCCAGUACGAUGUGAACGAGUGCGAGGAGACUAACGGAGGCUGUGAGGCUCUGUGCUGCAACACCAUUGGCAGCUUCUACUGCAAAUGCCCCAGUGGCCAGGAGCUGAAGGAGGAUGGCAAGACAUGUCAGGAUGUUGACGAAUGCCAGGUCCACAAUGGAGGCUGCCAGCACACGUGUGUGAACACCAGGGGCUCAUACCGCUGCGAGUGCAACGCGGGGUCACGGCUGCAUGUCGACGCCCGCACCUGCAUCGCGGUGCACUCCUGCGCGGUCAGUAACGGGGGCUGUGAGCACGUGUGUGUUCAGCUGACCCCUGCACAGUUCCAGUGCCGCUGCAGACAUAACUACGAGCUGGCCCAGGACAGCAAGCACUGCACACUGCGCAGUGUGUGCGAAGAGCAGAAUGGAGGCUGCAUGCACCGCUGUCAGAACGAGGGGGGGCGGGUUCACUGCGACUGCCACCCUGGGUACAGGCUGGCUGCGGAUGGCAAGGCCUGCGAAGACAUUGAUGAGUGCCAAACAGGAGAGGCAUCCUGUGCCCAUGGCUGCCGCAACACUCGCGGCUCCUUCAUUUGCACCUGCGACCACGCCUACGAGCUGGGUGCGGAUGGCAAGCAGUGCUACAGGAUCGAGAUGGAGAUCGUUAACAGCUGUGAGGCUGAGAACGGUGGCUGCUCUCACCACUGCCAGCACUCCACCAACGGGCCUGUCUGCAGCUGUAACCACGGCUACCAGCUGGGAGACGACUUGCGGACAUGCGUGGAUGUGGACGAGUGUGGAGCGGGGAAUUCUUGUUGCGAGCAAGACUGUACCAACUACCCAGGGGGGUACGAGUGUUACUGCAGGGCAGGAUAUCGCCUCAAUAAAUCUGGCUGUGGCUGUGAUGACGUGGACGAGUGUCUCUCGGAGAACGGGGGGUGUGAGCACACCUGCCAGAACAGCGCCGGGUCCUUCCAGUGCUCCUGCCACCGGGCCCACCGCCUGGACGAGGACCGGCGCUCCUGUCACCCACUGGAGGGGGCAGUAGAGGCCCUGGGCAGUGCCAUGGAGGAGCCGGACAGGCCCCGGCUUCAGCUGACCCUGCUGCAGGACUCCAGCCAUGGCCCCGGGCGCUAUGGCGACUAUGAGGAGGAGCCAGUGAAGCUAGGAGAUCUGCGAGCAGAGAGCAGCCUGGCAGAGAAGUUUGUUUGUCUAAACCACACCUUUGGCCAUGACUGCAGCCUGACCUGUGAAGACUGCUCCAAUGGGGGGAGGUGCACUGAGGGGCGAAAUGGCUGUGACUGUCCCAAUGGCUGGACUGGAGUCAUCUGCAACCAGACCUGUCCCGAGGGGACUUUUGGCAGGAACUGCUCCUCGUCCUGCCUGUGUAAGAACGGCGCCCCCUGUGACCCAGUGACGGGGAUCUGCCGGUGCCCACCGGGAGUGAGCGGAGACCUAUGCCAGGACGGCUGUCCCAAAGGCCUGUACGGGAAACAGUGCAACAAGAAGUGCAGCUGCGCCAACAACGGGCGCUGCCACCGCACCUACGGCGCCUGCCUGUGCGACCCGGGGCUCUACGGGCGCUUCUGCCACCUGCAGUGCCCUAAGUGGGCGUUUGGGCCCGGCUGUUCGGAGGAGUGCCAGUGUUUCCAGCAGAACACCCUGGAGUGCCACCGUAGCCAUGGCACCUGCAUCUGCAAGCCUGGUUACCGUGGAGAGACAUGCAAGGAAGAAUGCAGUGUGGGAUUCUACGGGCUGGGCUGCAAACACAAGUGCAAGUGUCCGUCGGGCGUGGUGUGCAAUCAUGUGACCGGAGACUGCCAGCGUCGGUGCCCGGCUGGCCGGAGAGGGGAAGACUGUGAUGAAGACUGCCCGGAGGGGAGCUUUGGGGAGGGGUGCACCCACUCCUGUGACUGUUCGGGGUCACUGUGUGACAAGGUGACCGGCCAGUGCCAGUGCCCUGCAGGGACCACCGGGGAGCGCUGUGAGAAAGUAUGUUCAGAUGGUUAUUGGGGGCAGGGCUGUAAGGAGCUGUGCCCAGCCUGUGAGAAUGGAGGAGUGUGUGACAAACAGAACGGCACGUGCCACUGCCCUCCUGGCUACAUGGGCAGGCUGUGCCAGAACGUGUGCCCGGCCGGGCGGUUUGGCCUGGGAUGCCAGCUGAGGUGUGUUUGCGAGGGCAGCGGGCGGUGCCAUCCUGUCAGCGGGCGCUGUACCUGUGGCCCUGGCUGGACCGGGCACAACUGCAGGAGAGCGUGUGACGCCGGUCGCUGGGGGCUGGGCUGCGCCAGCGCCUGUGACUGCAGGACCGGUGACGGGGGUUGUGACGCGGUGACGGGACAGUGCCUCUGUGAGCCCGGCUUCAGCGGGACCCGCUGCCAUCAGAAGUGCCCGCCGGGCUCCUUCGGAUCGGGCUGUCGGCACAGAUGUCAGUGUGACAACCAGGCAGCGUGUGACCAUGUGAGCGGCGCCUGCACCUGUCUGGCAGGCUGGACCGGAACUUUCUGUGAGAAACCCUGUCCGCAGGGCUUUUUUGGCCUGGAGUGCCGGGAGAAGUGUUUGUGUCUGAACGGAGGGCGCUGUGAUCACCUGACAGGGGCGUGUCUCUGCCCCGCUGGCUGGGUCGGCCCACAAUGCAACCUGACAUGCCCGACUGGUUACUAUGGUGACGGCUGUAACCAGACCUGCACUUGCCACAACAAUGCCAGCUGUCACCCGGUGAGCGGGCGGUGCCAGUGUGUACCCGGGUGGACUGGAUCAGGCUGCCAACAAGCAUGCUCGGUGGGGUUUUAUGGGUCGGACUGCAGCCAGCGCUGUUCGUGCCAGAACGGGGGCGCGUGUGACCGGGCGAGCGGGCGCUGUGCCUGUCCUGACGGGUGGACCGGGGCGGGCUGUGAGCUGGAGUGUGCUGAGGGCCAGUUUGGGCCGGGCUGUAAGAGGAGGUGCGCGUGUGAGAACGGGGGACAGUGCGAUCGGCGGAGCGGCCGCUGCUCCUGCCGUCCCGGCUGGGUCGGGGGCCGCUGCCAGACAGCGUGCGAGGCGGGGAGGUUCGGCGCGGGGUGCGGAGAACGCUGCCAGUGCGACCGCGGCGCCCUCUGUCACCACGUCACCGGAGCCUGCGUGUGUCCUCCCGGCUGGAGGGGAGCGGCGUGCGACAGAGCCUGUCUGCCCGGCACGUUCGGGGAGGGCUGUGCGCAGCGCUGCUCUUGUCCCCAGGGCACUUCCUGUCACCACGUGUCUGGAGAGUGUGGCUGUCCCCCGGGGUUCACGGGCAACGGCUGUGAGCAGACUUGUCUGCCUGGCACCUAUGGACUCAACUGUAACCAGGUCUGCCAGUGCUCAGAAGCUAACCAGCGCUGCCACCCGGUGACGGGGCUCUGCUACUGCGCCCCUGGCUACCAUGGGCCCGACUGCCGACUUGAAUGUGAGGAGGGCCGUUACGGGCCAAACUGUGAGCGUCAGUGCCAGUGUCUGAAUGGGGCAGUGUGCCAGCGUACCACAGGAGCCUGCGAGUGCCCACCUGGGUACAUAGGAGCCCACUGCAACACGACAUGCCCGGCUGGCCGCUACGGACAGGACUGUGCCCGGGUGGCGCUUUGCGCUAGGGGGGCGAGGAACGACCACGUCACUGGCAGGUGUGUGUGCGGCCCUGGACGCAGAGGAGAGCACUGUGAACAAGGCUGUGCUGCGGGCUGGUUCGGACAGGACUGCGCUGAGCGCUGUAACUGCAGUAAUGGGGGGCCGUGUGACUCCAUCUCUGGGGUCUGCAUCUGCGGUCUGGGCUGGACUGGACCUCACUGUGAGAGCACGUGCCCACCGGGGCGAUACGGACCGCACUGUCAGCACCAGUGCGACUGUCAGAACAACGCGACAUGCGACAGAGCGACGGGGGCGUGCCAGUGCGGCUCGGGCUACUACGGACAUCGCUGUGAACACGCGUGCCCCCCUGGUUUUUUCGGCUCUGGCUGCCAGCUGCACUGUGACUGCAGGAGUGGGGUCCCCUGCCACCCAAGUUCAGGCCACUGCAUCUGCCCUGCAGGAUACCAGGGUCCUCGCUGUGAGAGAGGGUGUGAAAAGGGCCGGUUUGGGGAGGGCUGUGCCAGGUCAUGUGACUGUGAUGGAGAUGCCCCAUGUGACCCUUUGAGUGGCAGGUGCCUGUGUCCCCCAGGGAAGACUGGAGCCAGGUGUGAUAUAGAUUGCAGGGUGAGUCAGUACGGACCCAACUGCACUUACAGCUGUGCGUGUGAGAACAGAGCGCAGUGUGACCCGCGGAAUGGCCGCUGCACCUGCCUUCAGGACUGGAUAGGGCUCACCUGUCAGGAAGGGGGGCCCCCACGCCAGCCUGAAGGAAGUAGGAGGUCGGACAGAUCGCAUCGAGGCAACACUGUGUAGCGCACCCUGCUGGCCAGCCAUAAUUGACCUCUCUGGCCUUUCACUCUUACAGGGGCACAGAUUAUAGGCUAAACUGAGCCAGAGAGCUGAAUUACGUUAAACAGACAUUUUUUAAAUACAGAAGUCAGACUGCACUCUGGAAACCUGACGCUGGACUGAAGUUGUUGUCAGGCAGUGUGUGUGGGAACAAGGCAGCCUCUACAGACCUGGGAAGAUCUUGUGCAUCUCAGUGAGAAGACCCAAGACAUAAUCUGUGACAUACAUACCAUUUGACUACAGUUCCAAUGCGCACACACCCACACACGCACAGGUAGACAAACAUACAGUGAGCUCCAUACUGUUUGGGACAAAGAGUUUUUUUUUUUUCUUUCUUCAUUUGGCUCUGAACCCCACAAUUUGUGAUAUGUAGUUUAUUAACAAUUCACGUGUGGUUUAAGAGCACAUUCUCAGAUUUUAUUAAAGGGAAUCUUGGUUUCACCAUGUAGAAAUUACCACACUUUUUAUACAUAGUCCCCCCAUUUUAGGGCACCAUAAUGUUUGAGACAAAUGGCUUCACAGGUGUGUCUGAUAAGUCAAGUGUGGUCAAUUGCAUCCUUAGUGCAGGGCUAGGUAUAAAAGUUCUGCAAUUUCCUCAUGGUGAAACCAAAGUGUAUAAAAUACCCUUAAAUAAAAGCUGAGGAUGUGCACUUUAACCACAAGGAAUGUAAAUGGUUUGAUUACAAAUCUAAAAUUGUGGAGUACAGAGCUAAAUCAAGAAAUAAAUAUGUCUCUGUUCCAGAUAUUAUGGAGCUCACUGUAUAUGCACUCACCAUCCCCUUGGUGGUGGAGAUUAAGUGACAGUCAUGGGUCCAGUGGCCAGGUCCCCAGUAUUAUUUUGUGGAUCAUGAGACCCCACUCCCUGCUGGCAGGGGUCAAGGGUCAGAGUUCAGGGGAAAAUGAGAAUGAAUAGCGCCUUUUAUUGCAGAUUUCUCUUGGACUGUGUGGAUGUUUACAGCAUAACGAAGAGUGUGUGCAAGAGGAAAUGGGUUUAAAGAAGAACAUUUCAAAGGAGUGAAAUAUUCAGUGUAUUGUUUUCGUGGAAAACCCAUUGUAUACCUCUCUCUUACUGCAAUUCUGUGGCACUAUUUCAAUCAUACUUGAUCACCAUUCUGAUAUCAGUGACUGCAGUACAGAUUUAUAAUUUGCUGAAUAUUUCCUCAUUGGCAUCUUAAUUGAAGUAUGGAUUAGUAUAGUAUUCAGUAUAUUUAUUAAUGUACAUACUGUAUGAAAAGUAUGUAUGAAUGCUUAAAUCACUGGUAUUGCAUACGCAUCAAUUCUGAAAGCAAUUCAGGCAAAUAAUAAUGGAUAUAAUACAGAAGAACAGGAUACCUCAGUCAGUCAUUUGCGGUCUGUGGUCAGUGCAUGUUACACAGUUUAGUCAGAUGUGCUUCACUGAUCGUAUGCCCCAAACUGCCAAACCAUUAAAUGACAUACAGCACAGCCUGUCUCAUACCAACUCCCUGUGCUUUGGUCCAUCCCUUUUCCUCUGGCUCCAGUGAAAAGCAUGCCUCAUGAGGAACAAGUUAAUUGUGGUGCUGAAUAGUAUGUGUUAGGGACUGCAGUUGCAACCUCUGCCAAUCAGGCUUGUAUUCAACUGACAUUAAGCUUGUGUUCAAUUAAUUUGAUUCAAAAUUAAAUGCAAGUGUUAGUCAUUAACUUGCCAAGCAGUGCAUGGGGUAAAAAAAAACUUUAAAAAAAAAAAAAACCUUUAGUUAUGGGUCACAGUUGAGAGGAAAUUCUCAUUGAAUCCAGUGUGUGUCUAGAUUCAAUCAGCUAGAAAUCCGCUUAGAAAAAGAAACAAGUACAGUAAUAGAAUGCAUCAGACAUACCCCAGUUGUAAUUUGAGUUAAUUUUAAUGAACAAAAAUAAUUAUUUUAUAUCUAUCUGAAAGUUUUCAUUAUUGUCAAGCACUGAACCGGCUCAGUUAAGCUAUUAACACUUCUGGACUGUGGCCAUCCAAGACCAAUGCUGGGAAGUAGCAAGUAUAAAGUAUUUUGUAUUGACUUCAAUUUGUAUGCACUAAUUAAUUUACAAUAUAAUUAACUCACGCAUAAACUGCUGGAUUAUCCUAAAUCCUAAUUUAAAUGUUAAUGUACUUUUAUCAAGAUCGUCAGCCUGGCGAAGUGCCAAUUUUGUUUUGUUAGUGUUUAAGCUCUUGGUCAAAAAAUGCUCUGAUUCACCUCGUACUGCAUCAACCGACAAUCUUUUGCAUAUUCAUUGCGUUUCGUGUUGACAAAUUUGUUUAAACAUUGUCGUUGGUAAAUGAAAUUUGUUUUUUUGCUUCAUGUUCACGUUAUGCCCAUUUUUAUUUAGGAAAAAAAUUCAUAUUGUAAAUCAAACAUUACGAUGAUAAAUAGGCCUUCUCAACAGUUUUCUGAAUUAAAUUUUUUAAAUAUACACAUGUUGAAACAGCGUCAGCUGCCGUGAUGGUCUCCCCUCUAAUCCCAGUGUAGCCGUUAUGUGGGAGUUUACUGUACCCCCCCCCCCCCGCCCGCUACGGUGUGCGCGUGUACCUGUCCUGACUUGGUCCAGGAUCUUGGUGGCUGCGGUGGCCUGCGCAUUACACGCAUGAGCCCUUUUCUCAGCGGCCUGCUGCUGCGCCUGCAGGUCCCGCAUCAGGGCGUGGCGCUCCAUCUCCCGCCGCUGCCGGCCCUCACACAGCUGCUCAGUGUCCUGCUGGAUCUGAGUCAGUCCAGAGCAGCCCACCUGAUACCUGACACACUCAAACACACUCACCUACAGCCAGACACCUUACACACUCUCUCAAAAACACACUCACCUACAGCCAGACACCUUACACACUCACUCAAAAACACACUCACCUACAGCCAGACACCUUACACACUCACUCAAAAACACACUCACCUACAGCCAGACACCUUACACACUCACUCAAAAACACACUCACCUACAGCCAGACACCUUACACACUCUCUCAAAAACACACUCACCUACAGCCAGACACCUUACACACUCUCUCAAAAACACACUCACCUACAGCCAGACACCUUGCACACUCACACUCAAACACACUCAACUACAGCCAGACACCUUAUACACUCACACUCAAAAACACUCACCUAUAGCCAGACGCCUUACACACUCAUACUCAUGAGUAAAAGCAUGGGAUACCUUAUGUAGCAAACUCAUCCCAGUGAAUACUCUAGACAGCAAGCUCACAUAUAUUGGUUAAACUUCUCACUGUUUUAGGUAAGUUCACAGCAGAAUUCCACUUAACAUAAACCCAACACCAAAAACUGAUAGAAUCCAGAUAACAAGCAUAAAUUGUCCCAGUUUUGGCCAUAUGUAAGCGGUUGGCAGUAAGGUUGCUAAUGUGUUAUGUAAAUGACUACAUUUAUGUAAAUGUGGCUUUUUAAUUGUGUAUGCCAAUUAAAAUUCGUAACGAUG
Messenger RNA from Anguilla rostrata (American eel), 8571 nucleotides. RefSeq names its product multiple EGF-like-domains 6b (gene megf6b). The record is from RefSeq and is a predicted model, not a curated record. The coding region runs from base 322 to 5124 and encodes 1600 amino acids. The transcript is spliced from 38 exons. Gene Ontology annotation, molecular function: protein binding; calcium ion binding. Lineage: Eukaryota; Metazoa; Chordata; Actinopteri; Anguilliformes; Anguillidae.